AGAGCGCAUACAGUGCUUUUGGAUCCUCUUGUUCUCGCAAACAAUAAGUCUGUGUCGCGUCCCUUCCUUUACCAACAUUCCCUCCUUUGCGCUUUCCCUCGUUUCAUGGGUGGCAUCUGUGGUUUCUGUUCUGACCCUGUUAACUUUGACGGCGAGGUCGAUCUCUAUCAUUUCGACCUCCAUAGAGCUGUAGGAAAGGGCGCCUUUGGAAAGGUCAGAGUUGUCGAACACAAGAAGACACAGAAGUUAUAUGCCUUGAAAUAUAUUGACAAGGCCAGGUGUAUUAAACAAAAAGCCAUUGCGAAUAUCAUUCAAGAGAGGCGGCUCUUGGAAGAGAUCGAUCAUCCCUUUAUUGUCAACCUUCGGUAUGCAUUCCAAGACGACGAGAACUGCUUCUUCGUGCUGGACCUCAUGCUGGGCGGAGAUCUGAGAUUUCAUUUGGAGAGGAGAGGCCGAAUGGAGGAAGAAAUUGUUCGCUUCUGGGCCGCCGAACUUGCAUCGGCAGUACACUACCUACACAUGCAACGCAUCAUUCACAGAGACCUCAAACCAGACAACAUUCUUUUGGAUUCCAUGGGCCACGCCCAUAUCACCGACUUCAACGUUGCUAUCCAUUAUUCGGAACGUCGACUACAUACAAGCAUAGCGGGCAGUAUGGCUUAUAUGGCGCCCGAAGUAGUCGGGCGGAAAGGCUAUACAUGGCCCGUAGAUUGGUGGAGUCUAGGCGUCGUUCUGUGGGAACUGUUGUUCCAUCGGAGACCGUUUGAUGGACGCACUUCGGAGAAGAUGACGCAUUCUAUCUUGAAAGAUCCAUUACGGUUCCCUUCAAAUGUAAACGAAUAUGUCAGUAAAGAGGGACAAGAUUUUCUCCGUGGUUUGCUUGACAGGAACCCGAGGACACGGUUGGGCUGCCGAAAUGGGAGAACAAAUGGCAUGGAUGAUAUACACGACCAUCCUUGGUUCUCAUCUAUUGACUGGGAUUCGCUCGAAAACAAGGAGUCUCAACCCCAUUUCGUACCGGACAUGAAGAAAGCAAACUUCGAUGUGACCCAUGAAUUGGAUGAGUUCCUCAUGGUCGAUAAACCGCUAACACAUUCCAAGCGGAAAGUGAACCCAGAUCUGGAAAAGAUGAAGCCCGAGCUGCGUCAGCUUGAAGAGCAGUUCACCGUUUACGACUUCACCAAGACUAAACGAAUGUCGUAUUACCCUCACAACCAACCUAUCGUCACCUCCAACCACCAGGAUGAUUUAGAACCUGCGACCGUACUACCCUCUGCUACCAACACACUCGUGCCUACCGCCACCGUGAUUGAACGGUCCCAAGCAGGUUCUCCUGUGAUGGAUUUUGACCGCAGUCAAGCGUGCUCACCACCAUUGCAGACUAUCGUAACAGACGAGUGCAUGCAUAGUCGACACUCAUCAUAACCGGAAUCUUACCCGGUCCUCAUUUGUACGCAUCUGAUCAACAGCUUGACCUGUCAUCCUUAACUUGACGCUGUCUAUCAUCACAGUGGUCACCAUUCUUCAGCAUCUGAUAUCUCACUCUGCAUACCUCUCGCCUCAAUUGCAUCUGUUCCGGCCUAAUGACUUGUUCGUUUACUACGGACAUUCGUUCAUUGUAAUCUGUCUCCAUCAUUUCCCUCUUUCAUCGGCGCAUAUAGUCAUGCAUUGGCUGGCUCCAAUCCCUGUCGAUAUCAUCUCUGUUUUUCUCAUACCUCAUGCUCGGGUCGUUGUUUUGUUCAUUCGAAUUUGGAAUCUUUCUUGCUCUCGUUAUCCCGUUCGUUUUCUUAUUUCUAUUGCAAUAUUACCCUAAUUGUACAUCAUCGUCUCUCUCUCAUCAUACCAUGCAAAAUCUUUACCCUGCUAUCAUCUGACAUUGACCAUCGUUCCUGUUGGUUGACAUCGACACUUGACGGGCUUCCCGAUUGGCAUGAUAAUAAUCGACUCAGACUUCGUUUCUGAUGUUCGUGCUUCUGGCCUCUACUUCGUAACAUUCACAACUGGGGAAGUUUCUUUGGACUGCAUGCACACAAUAACACUCUUGUACUGUAUGAAGAUGGCAUCUAUUGUUGUACUAUCGUAGUGGCUAUCAACAAUAGUGGUAGCUUUGGGAAAUGAACUUCGAGAACCAG
Molecule: messenger RNA, 2132 nt
Organism: Somion occarium
Lineage: Eukaryota; Fungi; Basidiomycota; Agaricomycetes; Polyporales; Cerrenaceae
Source: the annotation of a GenBank genome assembly